Molecule: messenger RNA, 840 nt
Organism: Funneliformis geosporum
Lineage: Eukaryota; Fungi; Glomeromycota; Glomeromycetes; Glomerales; Glomeraceae
Source: the annotation of a GenBank genome assembly
AUGAGUAGUGGUGCAAAUGCACUGGAAUCUGAAAAUGCAAUGCGUGAUAUAUUAAGAACGGCCCAGCAUGUAUUAGCAAUGGAUGCCUUUGCGAAUGCAUCAACUCUAACCUUUCUCAAAGCUUAUUGCGGUGAAAAUAUUCGAGUGAUUGAUAAUAAAUUUCAGCCUCUUGUAGAUAAAACUGUUGAGUAUCUUUAUGAUCCAAAUAGCGGGGCUGAAGCUAUGCGAAUAGGAUAUGAGUUUUUAAAGCAAGGCAAGCGCGUGGCAUUUGUUCUAACAAGUUGUAGUAUAGCCCGAGCAUUGGUAGAAAAAGUCUGUAAAUUGCAAAAGCCUGAUAAUUCUCACAUCAGAGCCCAUGCUUAUUAUGGAUAUAUGGACGGAAAACAGCGAAAAAAAGACUUCUCAGAUAUAAAUACCGCUUGGGGUGAGCUUGAUUGCGUAGCCUAUACAAGUACUGUAGAAGCAGGUAUUUCUUUCGAAAAAACUAAUCACUUUGAUGCGGUUAUAGGCAUUACAAAUAUUACAACUCCGGUUAAUGUCGAAGCAUUUAUCCAGAUGAUGUUUCGAAUUCGUGAUUGUAAAAAGCGUAUACUAUCCUUCUAUUAUCAAAAAAAUUCCAGUGAUCUUUUUCGCCCACCAGGUUAUGAAAAUAUUCGUGCUGAGCUUGAGAGUGCUCGGCCUAAUAAUUUGCCUACAGCAAUAAGGGGGCAUCGUGAAUGGGAUAAAAAUAUUGUAUUAUAUAAACUUGAUCAAUCACCUGCUGUAAUAUCAUACCUUGAAGUUGAACAUCGAAAACGUUUUCUGCAAGAAAUUUUAUUGAGAUAUCAUGCAGUCUUAUAG